Molecule: messenger RNA, 1689 nt
Organism: Hylaeus anthracinus
Lineage: Eukaryota; Metazoa; Arthropoda; Insecta; Hymenoptera; Colletidae
Product: chymotrypsin-2-like
Exons: 5
Coding region: 916-1668 (250 amino acids)
Biological process (GO): proteolysis
Molecular function (GO): serine-type endopeptidase activity
Source: RefSeq, a predicted model, not a curated record
UGCAUCCGUAUUUUCUAUUAAUUUGUCAAAGGAAUUCGUUCUUCUUUGUGCUCGCCAUAAUGGGUAUCGCGGAGUGUCCUUUAUCCGAGUCUUCACGGUGAUAUUUAAGAGCAAUAUCAGAAAGCACAGUGCGUUCAAGUAUGACGCCAGAAUUAGACCCUUACCACUACUAUACAAUUUGAAUGAGGCCAAUCACCCAGCCACCGUCUCUGAAUGGGACAUAAUCAGGGUGAGUCAUGUCAUAAUGGAAUAAAUUGUGCAGCUUUGUGCCUUUUUAAAUUGUCCUGCGCCCUCGUUUAAUAAAGGUCCCGAAUAAUCUUCUUUGAAUCAUUGAUCGACGAAAAGACGCAAAUCGGACGAAUCCAAUAAUCGACUGGUAAUUUUUUAAAUCGAAACACGCAUCGUUUAUCUGAUAAGAAACUUAGAAAAGGGUAUCGAGCAAAUUGUAUCGAGUCCAAAGUUUCAUUGUUAUUUAGAAUAGUGACUUUGUAAGACUUGAACUGAAGACAAAGGCAAUAAUGGCAUCAAGCAAUAAUUAGAAUCGUUAUUAAAAGUCGUGCUUGAUCGAAGCAUACAUAAGAAAUAAUUUGUAACAAGGAAUACCAUUCUCCAGUAAUUAACAUUGUACGGUCGGGACAUGAAUACACGAUGUUUUUCCUCUUAAACGAUAAGGGCACCUGUUUGACCUCAGUUCUUCUUAUUGUCAGUUUCUAUCGUAGCGAACGUGAGAUACAUCGGAAUAAGCUUUUUCGUAGGUAAAUAUCUGACCUAAAUUUAAAUAGUCGCCAGGUGUAUAUUUAAUUCCCAUGGACAUUAAGAACGAACUUGGUAUAAAUACCCUUCGAAAGCUUAGGGGAAUCUCAGAUUGGUAUUUAACUCGUCGUCACCACCAAAGGAAAAAGCAAACGAUUUAAAAUGUUCUUGCUUGUCUGUAUUCUGACCACGGUCACGCUGUUCGAAGCAUCCGCGGCGAGUAUAAAUGAAAUUCCAAAAAUCGUGGGCGGUUCUGCCGCUAAGGAUGGACAGUUCCCGUAUCAAGCUUCCCUUCGCUAUAAGGGACGACAUUUCUGCGGAGGAUCAGUAUUAAACAAGAGGUGGAUAUUGACAGCCGCUCACUGCGUAUCGAGCUUCAACGAUUCUGGGAUAACCGUGGUGUUGGGUACGAACACCUUGGACAAAGGUGGCGACGAAUAUCAAUCUGAAAGAGUGUUUGGUCACCCGAGAUACAGUUCUCUGCUGAUCAGGAACGACAUCGGAUUGAUUAAAGUGAACAAGGAUAUCGUUUUCGGGGAUAAAGUGAAGCCCGUGUCUUUACCCAACGAAAAUUUCAGUAAAAUUGAUUACCCAGCCGAGUUGUCCGGUUGGGGUACCACCAGCUAUCCCGGAGAGGCACCGAACGAAUUGCAGCACAUUGAGCUGAGCGUGAUCGAUCAAAAACAAUGUUUAAACGCCAGCUUUCGUGUCACCAACGACAAUAUCUGCACACUCAACAAGAGGGGCGAAGGCGCUUGUCACGGAGAUUCCGGUGGUCCUCUAGUGGCCGACAAGGUACAAAUCGGAGUGGUAUCUUGGGGAAUCCCGUGUGCAAGAGGUCGUCCAGAUGUCUUCACUCGUGUCUACAGCUACGUCGAUUGGAUAAAGAAGCACACUGAAGACGAUAGUCGUUAGGCUAAAAUACCUACUUCAAGC